GAUUAGUUUGAGAAUAAAGAUUUGGGCUAAAAAUUUCUUUGUUAUAUACAUUGAAACAAAAUGCCCAAAAACUAAAUAGGUUGAGAUGGGUUGUCUCUCACCCAAUUACUGUAACUCUAAUAAAAUUGGCAAGUUUAGAAGAUUUGAGACGUUUCAGUUUUCACUUCCCUCUUCCGAUUCUCUUUAAACGGUCUCAAAACCAAAAUCCAAAAUUCAGAACCCUAGAAUCUUGUUUCUGGAAAUCAAAGGGGAAAUUUCUUGUCUUCUUUGAUCAGAUUCCUCAAGAUUAGCUUCGAAUCUCAAGGGAGAUGUCUGGAUCAUUGAUUCCGGGAUCGAAUCCGGAUCGGGUUUUAUCUCCGACGAGUUCAAAAUCGGUGACGCAGACGGUGAACGGGUCACAUCAAUUCGUGAUUCAAGGAUACAGUUUAGCGAAAGGGAUGGGUAUAGGGAAGCACAUAGCGAGUGAUAAUUUUUCCGUCGGAGGUUAUCAGUGGGGGAUUUUCUUCUACCCGGACGGUAAGAAUCCGGAGGAUAAUUCGUCGUACGUCUCUGUUUUUAUCGCAUUGGCGAGUGAAGGAACUGAAGUUAGGGCGCUUUUUGAGCUAGCUCUUGUUGACCAAAGUGGAAAGGGGAAACACAAGGUUCAUAGCCAUUUUGAGCGGUCACUUGAUGGUGGACCUUAUACACUCAAAUACAGAGGAAGCAUGUGGGGAUACAAGCGUUUCUUCAGACGUUCCAUUCUUGAGACAUCUGACUACCUGAAAGACGAUUGCUUGAUAAUCAAUUGUACGGUUGGAGUUGUGGUUUCAGAAAUUCAAUGCCCACAGUUACACUCUGUUCACGUCCCUGAUUCAGAACUUGGAUCACAUUUUGGUGUUCUACUGGAUAGCAUGGAAGGUUCUGAUGUAACUUUUGACAUUGCUGGUGAGAAGUUUCUAGCUCAUAAACUAGUACUGGCUGCUCGAUCUCCAUUUUUCAAAUCUAUGUUUUUCAGUGAGUUUGCUGCAGACAAUACAGAGGUUACUAUUAAUGAUUUGGAACCUAAGGUUUUUAAGGCUUUGCUACAAUUCAUGUAUAAAGAUUCUCUUCCCGAAGAUGUGGAGCCUGCAACAACUCAUACGUUUGAGCGCUUAAAGCUGUCAGAAAUAUACGAGACAUUGAUUGUAAAGGUUUUAGCAGCAGCAGACAAGUACGACCUGAUUAGGCUCAGGUUGUUGUGUGAAUCUCACAUCUGCCAAGGCGUAUCAGUCAAAUCCGUCGCCAAGAUCUUAGCGUUGGCCGACAGAUAUAAUGCUAAGGAACUAAAGAACGUUUGCCUUAAAUUUACUGCUGAGAACCUAGCAGCUGUACUGGAGACAGACGCUUACCAACAGAUGAAGGAUGAAUGUGUGACCCUCCAGUCUGAGCUUCUGAAGGCGGUGGCUGGUCACGAGGAAGGCAGUAACACUUCUGGUGGAGCAAAAUCUCAGAGCGUGUGGGCCCAACUUUCUGACGGCGGUGGCGAUACCAGCAGCAGACAUGUUAGACAACGAACCACCUAGAGCCUCAGUAUGCAUUUUCUCAGGUUAAUAAUAGCCAUAGAGAGGGUAUAUAACUGUUUUUUUUUUUUUUUUUUUUUUUCUGUAUUCAAAAAAAUAUGUAUGAUCCUAAGUCCUAACUCUAUGAUAGGUAAACUCUUUCACUUAUCACUUCAGUUACAGCUUUGGAUGUAUUCUUCUUUUCGUGUUUAUGUAUUUUAAAUCCCAUAAUAGUUUUAAAUCCCAGAACAUGUAGUUGUUUCUUUUA
Messenger RNA from Arabidopsis lyrata subsp. lyrata, 1785 nucleotides. Its product is annotated as BTB/POZ and MATH domain-containing protein 5. The transcript is spliced from 4 exons. Gene Ontology annotation, molecular function: protein binding. The coding region runs from base 309 to 1541 and encodes 410 amino acids. Gene Ontology annotation, biological process: protein ubiquitination. The record is from RefSeq and is a predicted model, not a curated record. Lineage: Eukaryota; Viridiplantae; Streptophyta; Magnoliopsida; Brassicales; Brassicaceae.